CACCAUUUUCUCAUCAAAACCUCUACCUUUAGCCCUUUUCUACAUAUUUCUUCUUUCUUCUCUCAAUCGCCUCAACAAUGGCCUGUGGAAAAUCAAAGUCGAAGGCCUCCAAGAAGAAGGGCAACGCCGAAGCUUCGACCUCAGCGCCCCUGCCGUUUCCCUAUCUAGACGGCUCUUUUCUCGAGUUUGGCUCGGAGGAGGAACUCACCCGGUUUCUCACGCACUUCGCCAAGCGCCCAAUCUCUCCGCCCAGGGUGCUGCCCGAGUUGUUUCCCCAACAAAAGGGGUACCACGAGCUUGACAAUCAGCUUCAAGCGUCGGGUCUGUGGUCGUUCGUCUCUAGGAGGCGCCAGUCCUACAAUCCCGCCUUUGUCCGGGCCUUCUACUCCAAUCUCCGCCACGACAGCGACACCAUCUAUAGCAGCAUCAAUCUCUACGACAUAGAGAUUGAUUUGCCCACCUUUGCAUGGGUUGUAGGGCCACCCAUCCGAGGCGACGACAUUGCGACCAGCCAUACCUCGCUCUUCAACGAGGAUUUGAAGGCGAUUCAUGCAAUUAUCCACGGCGCCUCCAUCAAUUGGGCAAAAUUCGUCAUGAUACACAUGGCAGAUUGCGCCUCACUCGCCACCGUGCGGAGCUUGCCGUAUGCCUUCCUCAUCAUGGACCUCAUCGUCUCCGCCGAUAUCCACAUCGCCGGGCCAGACACAAAGAUGACGAAGCUUUGGAUGAUCGCCGACGGCACCUUCCGGAAGAAGUCCGGAAACAGAGACGGCGCAGGCCCGACGUUCUUCCGCGGCAUCAACUACGUCCCACUGCCCUUUGAUAGCACCAUCCUCGAUCAAAACUUUGAAGGCGAGGAUGAAUAUGAUGACUCCUAUGCUCCGUCCUCCUCUCCCGACGAGGCCGACUUUGAAGACGCGGUCGACGGUGAUCCCAUGGACGUCGAGGACGACGAGGACGAGGACGUCGACUCCUAGACUUUUCCUUUCUUUUUUUCCUUUUAAUAUGAUUGUAUUUUUUUUUAAUUUCCAUUCCGCUGUAUUCCGCAUUUCCCUUUCAAUGAAUAAAAGUUCACUUUUAUUUCUUUUUGUUAAUGUCAAAAGGGGGAAGAUAUAAAGGUUAUGCAUAGAU
This is a messenger RNA of Cuscuta campestris, 1131 nucleotides long. Lineage: Eukaryota; Viridiplantae; Streptophyta; Magnoliopsida; Solanales; Convolvulaceae. The record is from the annotation of a GenBank genome assembly.